AUGGAUGACGCGACCCUCCUCAACAUCUGGUCCCACCUCCUCGGGGUGUUUGCCGCCAUCGUCGCCUCCCUGUAUUCGUACCUGAUUGUCCACCCACGGUACCAGUCCGCCAACACAGCGGACGUGGUUGCCUUCGGUCUCUUCUUUGGCGGGGCCGUCCUGUGUCUCGGUAUGAGCGCCGCCUUCCACGCGCUCUUGAGCCACAGUGAGACGGUAGCCAAAUGGGGAAAUAAGCUUGACUACUCGGGAAUCGUCGCCCUUAUCGUGGGUAGCUACAUGCCUGCUCUUUACUAUGGCUUCUUCUGUGAGCCUGCUCUCAUGGAGUUUUACAUAGUCUUGAUCUGUACCCUUGGUGCUGGAUGCGGUGUGGUGUCGUGGGUAGACAAGUUCCGCACCCCGGCCUGGCGCCCCUACCGCGCAGCCAUGUUCAUAGGCCUGGGCCUCUCUGGCGUCGUCCCCGUCGUCCACUGCGUCUCCAUCUAUGGAUACUCGGUUGUCAUGGAUAGAAUGGCUGUCAACUGGAUCAUCAUCCACGGCGUCAUGUACAUUUUCGGCGCCGUCCUCUACGCCGCCCGCUGGCCCGAGAGGUCUUGGCCCGGGGUAUUCGACAUUUGGGGCAGCUCGCACCAGAUCUUCCACAUAUUCGUCCUGAUGGCUGCCGGCACACACCUAUAUGCCAUGUCACGGGCCUUUGACUACCAUCACACUGUCAUGGCCUCACAGUGUCCAUCGGAGGCGAAUUGA
Molecule: messenger RNA, 744 nt
Organism: Geosmithia morbida
Lineage: Eukaryota; Fungi; Ascomycota; Sordariomycetes; Hypocreales; Bionectriaceae
Exons: 3
Coding region: 1-744 (247 amino acids)
Cellular component (GO): membrane
Molecular function (GO): signaling receptor activity
Source: RefSeq, a predicted model, not a curated record